UUCUUAAUUCAUCAAGAACGACUUCUUGGUGCUUUAGGACUUUUCGCCGCUCUUGUUAAUAUAGAUGAAAUUAUCAUGGCAGGAGAAUUUUGGGUUUAUGAAAAAGGAUCAGAUGAUUCACCAAAGAAAUUAGAAAGUAAUGAGUCUAGCAGUUCGGUUAAAAGAGAAGCGGCCAACGAAAAAGCGUCGGGAAAAACAACUGCAAUUUAUUUUAUACAACCACGUGAUUUUAAACAACGUCAAAAUAAUGAAGAUAAUAAAGAUAAUGACAAAGGAGAGAAUAAUGAAAAUAAUGACAAAGGAGAAAAUAAUGAAAAUGAAAUGAAUAGUAAGAAUCAACAAAUUGGAAGGAAGGUAAAGAGGUUAUCAGAACUCAAAAAUAUCUACGAUAAAGGAUUGUGGAAUAACAUUCGUGAAGUUCUAUUUCCUCCUCCUUUGAAUGGAUAA
Racocetra fulgida is the source of this 447-nucleotide messenger RNA. NCBI's taxonomy places the organism in Eukaryota, Fungi, Glomeromycota, Glomeromycetes, Diversisporales, Gigasporaceae. The record is from the annotation of a GenBank genome assembly.